AGAGAAUAAUUCUCAUAUGGCUAGUUAAAUUUGAGAUAGAGGGAUUUAUGAAAUUUAUCAUCAGGUAAAGAUGAAGCAAUUGUAGGUGUGGAUAUGAGGGAAACCCUAGUUUUGAGAAGUAUUUGAGAUAGAAGAAAAAAUGGGAGCUUCUAUGUGGAGUCUACAACUUCAUACAGUCUCAGUUCCGGUACCACUUGAGGCAUUCUGGAGGUAUAAUAGUACUAGGAAGAGGACCUUCAAGAAGCUUAACAUAGUUGCUAACGGUGAUGCCAAGAAUUCGAAGAAUCUUCCGCACCAAAUUAUGGUUAUCAAGUCCAACAAGCCCAAUUUACCUGUUCUACUUCAACACGCUGUUACCAAAUUACAAGAGAGCGUCAAAUCUCUACCUCCCCCUUCCCUCCUGGUAAAGAAACAUUCUGGUGUUAGUUUAGCAAUUGCACUGUCUACCAUGGUCACCUUGUUGGUUAUUAUACUGAGGAGUUAUGUUGCAAAAAGGUCAAAACCCAACCGCCCUGGGUCUGUAGCUGAUCUUGUUAGGCGUGGGCAAUUAAGAUCGGAUAGAAGAGGCAUAUCAAAUCCUCUUAAAUAUGACGACCCAUUCAAUAAUCCAUUAGUGAAAGUCAGCAAGAGCAAUUCAACUGUAGAGAUGUGUGGGCAAGUGUACCGUUUGGCACCAGUAACUCUUACCAAGGAGCAACAAGCGGUCCAUCAGAAGCGGAGAUCACGUGCAUAUCAGUGGAAGAGACCAACAUUGUUUCUUAGAGAAGGUGAUUCAGUGCCUCCUGAUGUGGAUCCUGACACUAUCAGGUGGAUUCCUGCAAAUCAUCCUUUUGCAACUACUGCAAGUGAAAUUGACGAGGAUCUGGCACAAACUAAUGUUUAUCAGAAGCACGGUGUUCCAUUCCGUAUUCAGGCAGAACAUGAAGCCCUGCAGAGAAAGCUUGAGGCACUCCAAAGUGAGCAAAAACUUGGUAAGCUAGUGAUAGAUCCUGGGGCUGCAAAAGAUUUUGAGAGGCCAUUCAAAACACGACUAAAGACAGAGGAGCAGCUCGAUCAAGGCCCCUAUAACCGGCAAAUGGGCUCCAAUAGUUCAGAAUCAGAGGGUGCUCGUGAUUCAUUUGUGAACAAGCAUAGUUCUGAAGAAAUGGAUAAACCCUAGGUUUGUUUCAAUACUGUUUUGUAAAUUCUGUUAGAAAUAGCGUAAUGGCCUAGUUUGAAUGAAGACUUGAUACUCAUGUUUUCAGUCCUGACGUUCCAACGGUAGCAGAAAUGAGACUGUAAAUUUAAGUUUAUUCCUUGGCAGCCAACUGUCAUGUCCCACGCACGAGAUAUCAGUGAGACUCUUAGUCCGUGACGCAAGUGUCUGUCUACCUAUUAUUUCAUUCUGGUAGUAGUGGACUUAACUUUUAUAACAUUUGCCUAUUCUUUCCCUCAACUCAGGUUCUAAACCAAUGGUGAGAUCAUUCCAGAACCUCCGCUCAGGUCUGUUUUAUUUAAAGGAAAAUGGAAAAUAGUUUGAUAUACUUCUUAACUUUAGAAUUUAAAGUGAUAUAUCUUUCGUGAUUAAA
This is a messenger RNA of Solanum pennellii, 1568 nucleotides long. RefSeq names its product protein MULTIPLE CHLOROPLAST DIVISION SITE 1. The transcript has 4 exons. The record is from RefSeq and is a predicted model, not a curated record. NCBI's taxonomy places the organism in Eukaryota, Viridiplantae, Streptophyta, Magnoliopsida, Solanales, Solanaceae. Bases 140 to 1159 code for a protein of 339 amino acids. Gene Ontology annotation, biological process: chloroplast fission. Gene Ontology annotation, cellular component: chloroplast inner membrane; chloroplast.